Molecule: messenger RNA, 1868 nt
Organism: Oncorhynchus tshawytscha (Chinook salmon)
Lineage: Eukaryota; Metazoa; Chordata; Actinopteri; Salmoniformes; Salmonidae
Gene: stard4
Product: StAR-related lipid transfer (START) domain containing 4
Exons: 6
Coding region: 158-793 (211 amino acids)
Biological process (GO): intracellular cholesterol transport; cholesterol transport involved in cholesterol storage; cholesterol import
Cellular component (GO): endoplasmic reticulum; cytosol
Molecular function (GO): cholesterol binding; cholesterol transfer activity
Source: RefSeq, a predicted model, not a curated record
ACAUAUCAAACACAGGAAACGACUACACUUCUGAUUGGGUGAUAGAGGAGCUCUCGCAUACAGGGACAGAAUUUUCGCUCACCGUUUGCAGAUGUAUUUACUAUAAAUACAUGAAAACUAAACCACUAUCGUAAAUUGCACCAUUCAAAGGAUCAAAAUGGGAACCUUGCAAGAACCCAGUGCUUUGACAGCCAGACUGCAAAACACUCUCAUGUCUUACCAUAGCCUGGAUGAGACUGAGUGGAGGGUAGCCAAGAAAUCGAAAGAUGUCACGGUAUGGAGAAAGUCAUCAGAGGAGUUUCGUGGCUAUCUGUAUAAAUCCCAGGGUAUGGUUGACGAUAACCCCAAUAGAAUAGUGGAUUACAUACGCCCUGGGCCUUAUCGAUUAGACUGGGAUAGUUUGAUGACAGCAAUGGACAUAAUAGAAACCCUUGAUCAGGGCUGUUGUGUGAUGAGGUACACAACUGCAGGCCAGCUGUGGAACAUCAUAGCUCCCAGAGAGUUUAUUGAUUUCUCCUACACCACAGACUACCAGGAUGGACUAUUGUCCUGUGGUAUCAGUGUGGAGCAUGAGGAGCAGCACCAGAGUUAUGUCCGGGGCUUCAACCACCCAUGUGGCUGGUUCUGUGUGCCCACCCCAGAUAGCACCACCACCCCAGCCCAGAGCCUCCUGACAGGGUACAUUCAGACAGACCUCCGGGGUAUGAUCCCCCAGUCUGCCGUGGACACAGCCAUGGCCAGCACCCUCAUCAACUUCUACACUGACCUACGCAGGGCUCUGAAGAAAGCCUAACCAGUACUAGCCCGGUUGCCAGAUUGGUUUAUGCUUUAGCCAACUCUGUCGUAUUUGUUGUUAUACUGAAUGCAUGGGAUGGCAAGGGAAGUAAGAGGAGUUGGCUAAAACACGUUCAAAUCUGGCGACUAGGCUAAACCAGUACAUCCUAACAGCACUCCUUUUUCAAUACACCAGUCGAUUGAUCAGUCAGUCUAUACUCCACCCUCAUAGAGGGCUAUAGAGAUCCAACUCCAAUUCACACCAACUCAGGGCAGGAUCCAGUUUAGGUUGAAACAGGGUAGGAGUUAAAGGACAUGGUCUGACCUGGUCUGCUGCUCACUGGACUUUGGAGUUGUGACUUGUUAUUUGUCUGCUCUUUAAAUCAUUAUAUAAUACUGAAAAUUGCUACGAGAUUAAGGUAUUACACAAACACUGAAGCACUUGAUCAUAGUCAAUGUUUGCCUUUUUUGUUGAUCUUUUUUGCUGAUUUUGGACAAACAUCGAACAUACCCAACAGAUUAAAUUGUUGGGGGUAGAUAGAUUUAAAAAAUAUAGGUAGACAGACAGCCAAUACAAUCAAUGCAAUGUUGCUUUUAGUUGAAGUUACAAGUGAAAGUGUUUGCAGGACUAUACAUUGGAAUUUGACUGGUGUGUCACGCCCUGAUCUGUUUCACCUGUCCUUGUGCUUGUCUACACCCCCCUCCAGGUGUCACCCAUCUUCGCUAUUAUCCCUGUGUAUUUAUACCUGUGUUCUCUGUCUGUUUGUUGCCAGUUGGUCUUGUUAGUUCAAGUUAAUCAGCGGUUUUCCUGGCAGCGCCUAUCGUUUCCCAGCCUCUCUUUCCUCGUCAUCCUGGUUUUUGACCUUUGCCUGUCCUGACCCUUUACCCGCCCGUCUGACCUCUCUGCCUGACCCUGAGCCUGUCUGCCGUCCUGUACCUUUGCUCCACCUCUGGAUUACUGAACUCUGCCUGUCCCUGACCCUGAGUCCGCCUGCCGUCCUGUACCUUUGCCUUACCCUGGAUCUUCGACCCCUGCCUGCCUUGACCUGUCUUUGCCUGCCCCUAUUUCUACAAUAAACAUGGUUACUUCAACA